UUCACUUGUUCCUUCAGUAUCGGAAGAGCUGCGAUCUCACUGCUGAUUUCUGAUUCGCUGACUUCCUUUUAUAGAAGCGAACGUUUAAAGGGCUCUCAGUGCACCUUCGGCAUUGGCGAGAAAAGAGAGGUCCAAUGGGAAUUUCCUGAAAGCCAACUAGAAACAAUCAGAGACUGACUGCACUGCAGAGCACUCCCCCCGACUCAGAAGAAGAGCGCAGUGAUCCAUGUGCCCGAGAUUACAAUGACGGCUUCAGGCAUAAGCACCGACUUGCAACAUUGAAGGCUCUGCUUAUACAGAAGAGCUUCCUGACAAUUGCGUGCGGAAGGUGAGUUAAGCUUGCCCUUCAAAGACGUUAAACUUUGGAAAGAAUAUCUCUAACUCAUGUUUCUGGUAAACUGAAACAAGACAACCGAUAACAAAGACGAUCUAAAGCUGGGCUUCACUUUUCUGUUUGGAAAAAGUAUACAAUGAGUACUAAAUCAUCGAAUGCCUCUGCUACCCAAUGCACAGUGAACAACAACAUGGAACCAUUCACUUACUUCUAUUACUUAAUCUUCCUGAUUGGCAUCAUUGGGAGUUGCAUAGCACUUUGGGCUUUUGUCAAACAGAGGAAAUCCAAAAAAUCCCUUAAUAUCUACCUUAUUAACCUUCUGACUGCCGAUUUUCUGUUAAGCUUGGCUCUCCCUUUCAAAAUAGCUGUCGACUUAGGCAUUGCUCCCUGGGGUAUGAAGAUCUUCCACUGCCAGGUAACGGCAUGUCUCAUGUACAUUAAUAUGUACGCAUCAAUUAUAUUUCUUGGCUUUGUGAGCAUAGAUCGGUACGUUCAUCUCUCUGGUAGUGUAAGGUUCCAGCAGAUACAGAAACCAGGUUUUGCAAAAAUGAUAUCUGCAGUUAUAUGGACAAUGGUGUUGUUAUUGAUGGUACCAAACAUGGCAAUCCCUUUCAAAAUCAUACCUCCGAAGCCUAUACUGAAGUGCGCGGAGAUCAAACAGAUAAUGGGGCUACACUGGCACGUCUUCACCAACUUUAUCUGCAUUGCCAUAUUCAUGAAUGUUUCUGCUGUACUCUUGACCUCAAACUUUCUCCUGGUGAAAAAGCUCCACAGAAUCAAGGACAAAGAAAUGCAGAGUGACGUAAAGCAAACGCUGAGGCACAUUUUGAUACUGACUGGCAUCUACAUCAUUUGUUUUGUGCCGUACCACAUUAUUCGGACUCCGUACACUCUUAGUCAAUACAAGCCAAAGGAAGACUGCAAUCUGCAAAGAUCACUGUUCCUCGCCAAGGAGUCGACCUUUCUUUUGGCAGUUCUCAACCUUUGCUUUGAUCCCAUUUUGUACUUCUGCCUCUGUAAGUCAUUCCGAUUAAAAAUCACAGAAACUUUUGGAACAAAAGAGACAAGGUGCAAGGCAAAACAUGAGGCUGAAAGGAGGAAUGCGGAGAAUGAUUUAAACCUAGUUUAGCUAAACCGGAUGUUACCAGCUAUAUAUCUUACUAUUUUGAUUUGAAUGCUACAAAGUGCAUAAACAUAUUGAAUCUAUGAGAGUAUUGUAAAUUGUGAUAAGAGAUAAAUAUUUUUCGUCAUUAAGGGAGUCCAGUUCAUGCACAUACGCUGAGGCCACAUUUUUUUUUAGGUACACCUGUACACCUGCUCAUUAAUGUAAAUAUCUAAUCAGCCAAUCAUUGGCAGCAACUCAAUGCAUAAAAACAUGCAGAUAUGGUCAAGAGGUUCAGUUGUUGUUCAGACCAGACAUCGGAAUGGGGAUGAAAUAUGAUCUAAGGGACUGACUGUGGAAUGAUUGCUCGUGCCAGAUGGGGAGGUUUGAGUAUCUCACAAACUGUUGAUCUCCUGGGAUUUUCAUCCACAACAGAGUUUACAGAGAAUGGCGCAAAAGAAAGCACAAUGAAUCGGGAAAAAAAAUCCCAUGAACCACAGUUCUGUGGUGAAAACACGUUGUUAAUGAGGGAAAUCAGAGGAGAAUGGCCAGACUGGUUCAAGUUGACAGAAAGACAACAGUAACUCAAAUAACUUCACGAAACAACAGUGCUGUUCGGAGGAGCAUCUCUUAACAUACACUUUUCAAACCUUGAACUGGAUGGGCUACAGCAACAGAAGAGCACAAUCAUACCUUCUAUUAAGUACAGUAGGGACCUUGUGUAAUAAUGUGACCACAGGGUAUAUGUAGCAAAGUGUGUUUGCAUUUAUGUGUAUAUAGUGCUGAAAUUAUAUUGCAUAUUUUAUAUUAUUUAAUUAAACUAGCAUUUUAUCUCAAUUAGAAAAAUGAUUAUAAACGAAGCCUCAUAUUAUUUUCUACAUAAACUGAUAGUCACCUCAUUGACAUUGUCCAAAGAGCAUCUGUCAUAAUUUGCUGCAGUAUUUCACAUAUUCAUAAUAUCCUAGAAGGCCAUUCGGCCCAUUAAACCUAUGCUGGCUACAAGCAGAGCAAGUUAACUAGUCAAAUUGCCCCUUGUACUUUUCCCCUGUAGGUCUGCAAUAUACUCCCUCACACACAACCAUUAACUUCAAAGGGCAAACGCACGUUAGUCAAUUAAACUGAAAGUGCUUCUUGAGAAGUGGGAGGCAAUCCACAGAGAAAUCUUCCAAACUUCACACAGGCAGCACCCAAGGUCAGAAUCGAACCUGGUUCCCUGGACCUGUGAGGCAGCAGCACUAGCUGCUUCACCACUCUGUUGUUCAAUACGCAGGUUAUUAGCAUAUUAUGGAUGCUUCAGCAAGACCCAUGACCUUCAAUCUCCUUGUACAGACACACCGGGUAGAUGGCACUAUUGAUUGGAAAUAAGGGGUCAAAGUUCAGAAUAUUUCAGUCAAAAGGCUCUCCUUGAGAGUAAAAAAUAUGUGACUGAACCAUUGCCUCUGGGGCACGUAUCAAAAGGAGUCGAUGGGCAGUUUACUUAAAGUGACACAUCAGACAGUUCUGCAUGA
Mobula hypostoma (lesser devil ray) is the source of this 2944-nucleotide messenger RNA. It is a transcript of the gene gpr171, whose product is annotated as G protein-coupled receptor 171. Gene Ontology annotation, biological process: G protein-coupled receptor signaling pathway. The coding region runs from base 471 to 1463 and encodes 330 amino acids. The transcript has 2 exons. Gene Ontology annotation, molecular function: G protein-coupled purinergic nucleotide receptor activity. Lineage: Eukaryota; Metazoa; Chordata; Chondrichthyes; Myliobatiformes; Myliobatidae. Gene Ontology annotation, cellular component: membrane. The record is from RefSeq and is a predicted model, not a curated record.